Messenger RNA from Callorhinchus milii (elephant shark), 1322 nucleotides. RefSeq names its product SH2 domain-containing protein 4B. Gene Ontology annotation, cellular component: cytoplasm. The transcript is spliced from 6 exons. The record is from RefSeq and is a predicted model, not a curated record. The coding region runs from base 307 to 1131 and encodes 274 amino acids. Lineage: Eukaryota; Metazoa; Chordata; Chondrichthyes; Chimaeriformes; Callorhinchidae.
CAAAGCUGCUCUCUCUCUCUUUCUCUCUCUCUCAGUUCUCUGCAGUCCGGAAGAAUGCUUUCAUUCAGACAGAGACUGCUUUUUCUGCACAGAACCAGGAAAUCCAACCACCAAACAGCAAACGAUAACAUGAAGAUUGCAUCCUACUGAAGACUGUUUUGAUAAGAAGGUGCAGCAGGAUCAAGCGUGAACAUCUGUGGGUCUUGAAGGUUGUGCUUCUUUCUUCUGUGACGUCUGUCCGAGGGUCUGUGUGUUUCUCUUGGCCACUCUCAGGCUUUGGCUUGGCUGCACUUUGACACUGUCGCGAUGUUGCAGCAAAUAUUACAGGACAUGUACAUAGACCCCGAGGUCCUGGAUCAGCUGAAUGAGGAACAGAAACACAUUUUAUUCCUGAAGAUGAGACAGGAGCAAGUGCGGAGGUGGAAAGAAAGGGAAGAAAGGAGUGAGCGAGAGGAGAAAAAGAGGAAUGAAGCCAGCGGCCAGAAAGAUUCAUCAAAACGGGUUAAGUGGCUUUUGGGAAAUGAUGGAGAUGUGUGGGUGUGGGUGAUGGGAGAGGCUCGAGGAGAUAAGUCAUACGAGGAGAUCUGCAGUGACAUUUCUACCAAAGCCAGCACAUUCACAGAAAGUUCAAGAACCAAAGUCUCAGUCGCUGAUCACAGCUCUGUUGCCUGGAAAUCGGACGAACAAAUUAACCUCAGCAAAGGCACUGACGUACAAACAGCGGGCAAGGUGACCGAAGAUCACAGUGAAAAGUGGAAGAAACAUAAGGAAGAGAAGAGUCACAGUGAGCUCUACGUGACUUACACGGAGACCCACUCCCCACCAUUGAAACCGAGGAACAAGCAGUACAACUGGAAGGAAAAAUGCAGCGAUUCUCUGGAGGACAGCGAACAGAGACAAUCUGUGGUCGAGAGAGUGACAGAAGAGCGCAGACACCAGGCACCCAGGCCCGUGCAGCGAGGAAAAGUGGCGGAACUUUUGAGGAACUUUAACCGUUUACAAGACAACGCCACGGGUGACGGCAACGGGUCGGCUACGAUCGCCAGAGGGAUGCUCACCGUGUCACCACCAUCGCUCGCGAUCGCUGCGGGAGCCAACGCCCCGCCCGUGUACAGGUCUCACAGACUGUAAACACCAAACUCCACACCGUGUCUCUGCUUCACACUGCCUUUUCACAGUCACACAUGCCAAAAAUAUACACAUAUAUAUUCAGUAAACCUCACAAAAGUCAUAUCAGACAGGACCGUACAUUGAAUAUGACUUAUGCGGAGUAUGAGUUAUGUCAAACUUGCAGAAAAAUAUAAACUCUGAGAACGGGACUU